Molecule: messenger RNA, 546 nt
Organism: Trypanosoma grayi
Lineage: Eukaryota; Euglenozoa; Kinetoplastea; Trypanosomatida; Trypanosomatidae
Exons: 1
Coding region: 1-546 (181 amino acids)
Source: RefSeq, a predicted model, not a curated record
AUGACUAGGGAACCAGAGUUUGAUGUGUCCCAAUUAGAGCUCCGGCUGGGGGAGCUGCAAACGAUCUGGGAAGGGGUAAGGGAUAAUUCUUCUGCAGCGUCGGCCAGCCACCGGUACUCACUCCCGACGAGGCCCACCACCUCUCCGCGGAAGAAAAAAAGCCAGAGCCAGCAGCUUUCCGCCACUCCCGGUUUCCUGCAGUCCAGCUCAGGUGCAUCCACCCGCGUGCGGAGGCGACACACCAUGGAGCCAACAGGCCCAGGCGUGGGGGAGCCGGGCUCGCGCCCCACGUUGGUGGGUGUGGGACGGGCGGGGCAGCGCAGUCCUUCCUCUCGGUCCCCCAGCCGGGUCUACUCAAAGAGCCCAGUGUCUGCUGCCGUGCAGCCGGCUAGGGACUUCAGUCCCAGGAAUACCUCAACGGGAGGACUGCUGCCGCCACUGGAGGUGUCAGCUUCGCGCCAGGCUCCGAGAUCGUGCCAGAGUUGCGGCUUUGCUGGAGUAAGACCGACGGCGUUGUUCUGUCAAAAUUGUGGGAAGCGUUUCUGA